Molecule: messenger RNA, 3039 nt
Organism: Mugil cephalus (flathead mullet)
Lineage: Eukaryota; Metazoa; Chordata; Actinopteri; Mugiliformes; Mugilidae
Gene: ppp1r9bb
Product: protein phosphatase 1, regulatory subunit 9Bb
Exons: 11
Coding region: 247-2703 (818 amino acids)
Biological process (GO): neuron projection development; calcium-mediated signaling; actin filament organization
Cellular component (GO): actin cytoskeleton; cytoplasm; postsynaptic density
Molecular function (GO): actin filament binding
Source: RefSeq, a predicted model, not a curated record
GCGGAGCGGACGGGCUCUAUGACCCAGCUGCUCCCUCUUCCAUGCAGCAGCAGUCUGCCGCUAGGACCAGAAAUCUGCAGCUCACAGAAUGAAGAGAUCAAAAUGAUGCUGCCUCUAAAAAGGGAUUAAACCUCUGGGCGCCACCUCGCUAGGACCGGCGGCUGGUGGGUAACACAGAUUUGCCAGCGGGGACUUGAGAAAGGAGACAUGCCGUCGCCCAGCAUCCGUUGCGCCGCUUGACUGACCAUGAUGAAGACCGAAUCCACGUCCAAGAGCGCCGGCUCUGGCUCCACGCUCAGGAGCCCAUCCCCGCACCGAAACGCGUACGAGGCGGGGAUGCAGGCCCUGAAGCCCGUCAAAGACAAUGCCGCGAACGGGGACAUGCAGGAGGGCCCCCGGGGGCGAAGGUACGGCUCCAACGUGCACCGUAUCAAAAACAUGUUCCAGCAGAUGCAGACCACAUCCCCGGCCGACGCGGAGGGGGAGGAAUUGGCCAGGAACGCCGACAAAUCCGUGCGCCUCUCCCUCCCCAGAGCCGGCAGCCUGAACGAAAACGUGGACCACAGCGCGCUGCUCAAGCUCGGUUCCACCGUGUCCGAGCGCGUCAGCAAGUUUGACACCAAACCGGAGAACGGGCACCAGCGGGCCUCGUCGCCCAGCUACUCCAAGCUGCAGGAGACCCGCCGCAUCUUCGAGCAGCAGCAGGAGAGGCAGCAGCAGGAGAAGCUGGCCACCACCAGGGUCCUGCUGAAGACAGACAAGGCCUCAGGCUUCCAGGACAGCAGGCUGGACGUGGUGGCUCGCUUCAACGGCAGCACGGAGUCCCUGGACAGCCUGGACACCAGCGAGGCAGUGUCCCCCACGGUCAGCCAGCUCAGCGCCGUGUUCGAGAGGGCGGCCGAGCUCCGGAACAACCUCCACCGCCUCUCCUCCACGCCGCCGCUCCCUUCCAGAGGGGUCAGUGCCAAGGUGGGUGUGUUAAACUCCAAGAUUAUCACGAAGAGGGUCAGUGCCUUUGCGUCGGGCAACCAAGAGGACGAGAUAAGCAAUCAGAAGGGCCAAGAGGCGUCCCCGAGAGUCUCCAGGGGAAGGGGGGCUUCUCCGUCUGAAAGCAUCAACGGGGGGCAGAGCGUUGGCCAGUGCGCCCAGACUACUGAACUUUCCAGCGACGUAGGAGAGCCGAGCGGACAGAGAGGAAAGACAUUUUCAGACGCAGGCGUCGAGGCCAGAGCCGAGGAGCGCUACGGGGCCAAGGAGCCCGGCGGCACGGCGACCCUGCAAGGCGACAUCCGCAUCUCCGUGGAGAACGGGGAGGCUGCCGCCGAGAAGCAGGGCUCCCCGAGGAGCGGCGAGGCGCUCAGGCCGGACGGGGAGAAGGACGGCGAGGAGGACGAGGGGGACAGGACGCUCAGAGACGACCUGUCGGGCCGAGACUCUGUGGAUAUCAGCACCUACAGCGCGGUGGGGGAGGACUUCGGAGGGAGCCAGAAGGACGAGGAGGAGGAGGAGGACGAGGAGGAUGACCGCUAUGAGCCCGAGUCCAGCUGCGUGGAGAUCUCCGGGUUGCCCACGGAAGAGGACCCGCCCCCUUCCAGGAAGAUUCGCUUCAGCACAGAGCCCAUCAAGGUGUUUGCCACUUAUCCCAACGAGGACUACGACAGACGCAAUGAAGACGUGGAUCCCAUGGCAGCAUCCGCCGAGUACGAGCUGGAGAAGAGGGUGGAGAGGCUAGACCUGUUCCCUGUGGAGCUAGAAAAGGAUGGCGAUGGGCUGGGCAUCAGUAUCAUCGGGAUGGGCGCCGGGGCUGACAUGGGCCUGGAGAAACUGGGCAUCUUUGUCAAAACAGUCACAGAAGGAGGAGCAGCACACAGGGAUGGCAGGAUCCAGGUGAAUGAUCUGAUUGUGGAGGUGGAUGGGACCAGUUUGGUGGGAGUCACCCAGAGCUUUGCCGCCUCCGUGCUCAGGAACACCUCAGGAACCGUCAAGUUUGUGAUUGGGCGAGAGAAGCCGGGUGAACAGAGCGAAGUGGCCCAGCUCAUCCAGCAGACCUUGGAGCAAGAGCGCUGGCAGAGGGAGAUGAUGGAGCAGCGCUACAACCAAUACAUGGACGAACAAGAGGGCGGAGAAUAUGGCACAGACGAGGAAGAGGAUGACGACGAGGAGGCCAGUCCGCCGUAUCCCAGCGCCAUCGAGGUGUUCGACUUGGCAGAGAACGAGGACAUGUCCCCUCUGGAGACGGACCCUGAGAAGCUGGCCCAUAAAUACAAAGAGCUCCAGAUAAAGCACGCGGUGACGCAGGCCGAGAUCCAGCAGCUCAAAAGAAAGCUGCAUCACGCGGAGCAGGACAAGCAGCGCUGGCGCAUGGACAAGGCCCAGCUGGAGCAGACCCUCCAGGACAACAAGGAGCGGAUGGAGAAGCUGGAGGGCUACUGGAUGGAGGCUCAGAGCCUGUGCCAGGCGGUGGACGAGCACCUGAAGGAGACGCAGGCCCAGUAUCAGGCCCUGGAGCGCAAGUACAGCAAAGCCAAACGCCUGAUUAAAGAGUAUCAGCAAAAGGAGAUUGAGUAUCUGAAGAAGGAGACCCAGCGUUGUGCACAAGUCGGGGCGGAGGCCUCUCUUCUGAAAGAGGAGUCGGGACAACUCCAGGAGCAGGUGGCCGACCUGGAGUGCAGGGUGGAGGAGCUGAAAUCCGAACCUUUAUAAACGCCUUUUUUUUUUUUUUUUUUUCCCCAUCACGUACAGAACUUCACCAGAUGAAGGAGUGUUGUUGCACUCGACUGCAACGAACCGCAGGGUAUCUCUCUCGUCUCCAACUCGGGCUUGGUUUUCCGGUCGCAUACUGUUACGUGUCCUCAGGCUCUCCGUCGUUUCAGCCACUUAACCCUUCUGACCGCGUUUUUUUCCGUUCACGGCGACAUGGAGAGCAGGUUUAUCAUCAGGGACUCUGUGGAGCUCUACACGUGCUGUUCCUUUUUAAUUCAGUAUUUAAUCCCUUCAUUUUGUGGUUUUGUGACAGGCCAGACUGUUGCGUUUAAUUGC